AUGGCACCUACUAUAGGGAAACGAAAGCGCAUCACGCGCGAAGAGCUUGAGCAGUCAUCACGUGCGUCAUCGCCUUCCUCGACGUCACAGCAUUCGGACGGAGAAGACAUGCAAGCCCUCUUCCGCAAAGCCUUCGAAGCGAAAUUCGCACCCUUGAAUAUCGAGCCCGUACAGAAAGCUCAGAAGAUGGAAGCACCAGCAGAUGACCUUGACGAAGAAUCAGACUGGUCCGGCAUCAGCUCCGAGGACGAAAAUGAAACCUCAAACGGUAUACAAGUCUUCGACCAUAGCUCUGCCCACCAGCCGCGCACCAAAGCCCCCAAAACCGAGCUUCGCGCCUUCAUGUCCGCCAAGCCGCCCUCGCUCUCCGUCUCGACCGCCGCAAAACCCGCACCGAAGCCGAAGAAGGAGGAUGAUUCCGUAGAGGCUGCGCACAUGAAGAACGAUCUUGAGCUCCAGAAGUUGCUGCGCGAGUCGCACAUCCUAUCUUCGAACGCGCCUACUUAUUCGACGCGCACCGGCAACACCCGCGAAACCAACGAUGCUCGACACAAGUUGACGGAUCUGCAUAUUCAAUCGCUAGGCGCGAAGAAGUCCAUCUUCGCACAGAAGAGCAUGCCCAUGUCGCAUCGCAAGGGUAUAAAUGCCAAGACCAAGAUGCGCGAUAACAAGAGACGGGCGGAGGCGAAGGAGAACGGUAUCACACUAGAGAAGGAGCAGAAGGUCAGGAAGGCAGUCGGCAAGAGAGACAGAGGUGUUGGAGCUCCGAGUGUGGGCAAAUUUAAGGGCGGAACGUUGACGUUGAGCAAGAAGGAACUGAGAGGUUUGACGAGCAGUGCAGGAGACAAGUCAAAGGGCAAGAAGGGAAGGCGGCGAUGA
This is a messenger RNA of Didymosphaeria variabile, 879 nucleotides long. It is a transcript of the gene FAF1, whose product is annotated as pre-rRNA processing and 40S ribosomal subunit assembly. Gene Ontology annotation, biological process: maturation of SSU-rRNA from tricistronic rRNA transcript (SSU-rRNA, 5.8S rRNA, LSU-rRNA). The transcript has a single exon. Gene Ontology annotation, cellular component: nucleolus. NCBI's taxonomy places the organism in Eukaryota, Fungi, Ascomycota, Dothideomycetes, Pleosporales, Didymosphaeriaceae. The record is from RefSeq and is a predicted model, not a curated record. Bases 1 to 879 code for a protein of 292 amino acids.